GAUGACCAAGAAGUUAUUCUUUGCCGAUGAAGUGUUUCUGGAUUGUUUACUAUAUGUAAGAGGACUGUAUGAAAAUGCAAGGUGCAGUAAUGGAGGCCAAGGAUGUGGAGAAUGUGGAAACAAGGGUAUUUUAUUAAUAAAGCUGGAUCGAACCUCCCCUGUCUCACUGGAGACCUUUUGUGAUAUGCAGACUCAACAAUGCAGAUAUGCCCUGAGUCAACUUCAAAGCCUUCAUGAAAAGGUGACAGAAGUGAUCAAGUCAUCCUGCAUGAAGGUAGCAGAAGUUGAGGGAGCUAAAGAAAUGUUUUCACCUGUAACUCCUGACUCUAAAGAAAGACCUGCAUAUGUAGUGAUUGCAAAAUGGCGAAAUAUUCAAACAAAAUUCUUCCACUUCCUAAAAUUGAUGGAUAAGCUUUUGGAGGAUCUCCUUUGCCGUCUGGUGAAAAAGGCAGUCCAUGUUUUGGUUGAAUAUUUCAAAAAUGCCUAUCCUGAAAAGGAAAGAAUGCAUUUAUCAAGGUAUCAAGAAACUAAUUUAGAAGACAAUUCAAGAUUGACUAUAAAUGAAGUGGAAAUGUCAAAGAGUGAAAAAUCAGUUUAUAUAGAUAAGGUAUUAAAUGAAAUUAAAAGAAAUAAAGAAAUGAAACAAGGAUCAGUUCCAGCAUUUGAAGUUAAUGUGAUGUUAAAGUUUUCAAAAGAAAGUUCUGAAUUUGCAUUUGAUAAGAAUGGUUCAGAAUAUCUCAUAUCCAACAUAAUGCACGACAAUGACAUUGAAGAGCCAUCACAUCCUGGAGAGAAGAUUGCUGAAGGUGAAACUAAUGUAAGUGAGAAAGCAUACAAGGAACCAAAAGAUACUGAAAAUAAACAACCACUGAAUGACUUGACAACAGAUGAUGAAGUUAAAUAUUUUGAAACAUUUGAGAAAUCCUCUGUUGACAGUGACAUUCUCCGGAGACGUCAAAUGCCUCUUGUCCAUGUUGCUGUGAAUCCUCCAGUGGAAGACUUUUUGUUUCAGAUACAGAACACGUUGUACGGCUUUGAACAGAACAUUGCCAAAGUCACUCCAUUCAGUCGGGAACCUCUGUUGUCAAUACUUUACUCACAGCUUAUUUAUGAACACAACUUGCUCCUGGGUGAAGAAAUCGAAACAAAAAGAGAAGAGAGCUCUUGGCUGGAGCUAGGAUUUCAUCUUGGAAUUGAUGAAGAUUACCAAGCUAAUCUUUUAGAGAUAAAGGAGAUCAUUACACUGGGAAUGAAUGAUGUAGAAUCUUACUCUCACAACUUUACAAAAUACACCCGAAUGGUGGAAGAGGUCAUGGUAACAGACCUGGAACAUUUUGUGGCUGAAGGAAAAUGGGAUCCACAAGAUUUUAGAACCAUCCUGGCCACUCACACAGAUUAUGUCACCCAGAUGACAAAAAUGGAUAUUGAAAAACACGUUAAAAUAUUUAAAGUGAUUUCUCUCCAAUAUCAAAAAGAUUGCUUGCCUUAUCCAGAAGGUUUAAUUUCAACUAUCCAUUCCAUGUUGCCUGCUAUUGCUGGGAAGAGAAACGAAGAACUAUUGGAGGUAAUCAGGACAUCACUGAAACUUUUGAAUAAAGAGAUUAAUUCCGUUGAAGGAUUUGUAGAACACCUGACUUUUCUUGGCCGUGUCUCUUCAGAGAUGCCCUCGCUUGAAAAAGAAUAUAACGUGGUGAACCAGCUUUACACAAUUGCUAAAGAUUACAACAUUACCAUUGAUGCAGAGGAGCUUGCUUUAUUUCAAAUGCUUAUUCCUAGCUUUCAUACGCUACGAUCAACUGUAUUGUUUUGUGAAGCAAAGAGGGAUGAGAAUAUUAUAAAAUUUGGUACUGACCUCAAGAAGCAUCUAAGCAACCUUUGUUUUGAGCUCAUCGAUAUGAGAAUAAAGAUAAAUAAUCCAAUUCUUCUUCAGUCUGAAACCAUGCCAAAGGCAGCCAAAGAAAUUAUCCAAAACUUGUCUGAAGAGGUUUCUGUACUUUCUAAAAAAGCCCAGAGUUAUGUUAACUAUCAGCAGCACUUGGGCAGUUCUUUGUCUGUUAAGAACUUCACUGAAGAUUUGAUGUCAGAAAAAAGCCAAGACAGUAAAUCCACAGCUCAAGCCGUGAACGCUGAUCUGUCAGAAAUAGAGUAUGAGCUGACAUUGCGGAAGCUGUUGUGGGAGAUGAAGGAGGAGUGGGCUGUCCUGUACAGUGAAUGGAAGGACACCCCUUUUGAUCAAUUAAAUGUGGACAAACUCCAAAAAGAUGUUAACCGCUUCACACAAACAAUAUACAUGUUAGAAAAAGGCUUGCCUGAAAAUGACAUUGUACCAAAUCUAAAGCAAGGACUUCUGGACUUUAAACUGUGUCUUCCAAUAAUUGUUGCUCUUAGAAAUCCUUACCUUCGAUCACGGCAUUGGGAUUCUAUUCAAUAUAUUAUAGGUAGAGCAAUUAAUAAAGAUGAAAGGUUUACACUUGGCAACCUCCUGGACCUCAAGGUUCUUCAGUAUAAGAAUAAGAUUGGUGAUAUCUCAAGCUGUGCCACUAAUGAGUUCACACUGGAUUCAGUAUUAAAUAAGGUAACUGAGAUGUGGAAAACCAUUGACUUCCGGCUGGUAAAACAUCAGACUGAUGUGUCGUCUGUCAUGAUCAUAGCCUCAGCAGAGGAGAUUACAUCACUUUUAGAGGAAAGUAAACUCACUAUUUCAACAAUUAAAGCAUCACGUUAUGCUGGACCCUUUAAGAACCAGAUAGAGGAAUGGGACCGCAAACUGAAUCUUUUUGCUCAUACUUUGGAUGAAUGGAUAAUGUGUCAGAAAAAAUGGCUGUACCUGGAACAGAUUUUUUUACCUGGAGAUAUUCAGAGACAACUUCCUGAGGAAGCUCAGUUGUUUUCUCAAGUAGAUAAAGUAUGGAAGGAGCUGAUGCAGAAAACAGAAAAUAAAUCAAAUGCACUGAAAGCUACAACUGCUCCCGGAGUUCUAGAAAUGCUUCAGACGAACAAUGUGCACCUUGAGAAAAUACAGAAGAGUCUUGAGGAUUACCUUGAAAUGAAAAGAAUGGUUUUUCCACGGUUUUAUUUUCUCAGCAAUGAUGAUCUAUUCAAUGUUUUGGCCCAGAGUAAAAACCCAAAUGCUAUUCAGCCUUAUUUACCCAAAUGUUUUGAGAAUAUCAAUUCCUUGGAUGUGAAAGACCAGUCUGGAUCACAUCCAGUAGUUACACUGAUAAGAUCUGCUGAAAAUGAAAUGCUUUCUCUGCCAAAGAAUAUCCGAGCUCGCGGUCCUGUGGAGCAGUGGUUAGGAAAUGUGGAAACUGCAAUGUUUGACACAGUAAAAAGGCAUUUGAAAACUGGAUUAACAGAAUGGAGUACAACGGAAUUUAAAAAGUGGGUGCUUGCACAUCCCAGCCAAAUUGUUCUUAUUGUGAGCCAAGUAAUGUUUAACAAAGACUGCCAGCUCUGCUUUGGUGACGGAAAUCCUGCUAAAUGUAUGAAGAAAAUAAACCAGGAUCUGCUGGAUCAUCUUGAUGAACUUGCUGAGCUCGCCUUAGAGUUCCUCACUUUUAACCAACAAACUACACUGGAGGCCUUGCUUACAAUCUACAUUCACUGUAGAGAUGUGCUAAUGGAUUUGAUUAAAAAUAACAUUAUCAAAGCUGAAGACUUUGAAUGGAAAAGGCAGCUGCGCUAUGAAUGGAAUGAACAGGAUUCUACAUGUUAUGUCAUUCAAGCCCAUGCUUCAUUUACAUAUGGAUUUGAGUAUUUAGGCUGUACGCCUAGACUGGUGAUAACACCACUUACUGAUCGCUGCUGGCUAACUCUAACUGGGGCAUUGCAUUUACAUUUGGGAGGUUCACCUGCAGGGCCGGCUGGAACUGGGAAAACAGAGACAGUAAAAGACCUAGCAAAGGCUCUUGGAAAGCAAUGCAUUGUCUUUAACUGUUCUGAAAGUAUAGAUUAUAAGAUGAUGGGAAAGCUUUUCUCUGGUAUUAUACAAUCUGGAGCCUGGUGUUGCUUCGACGAAUUCAACAGAAUUGAUGUGGAAGUUCUUUCAGUGAUUGCAUCACAGAUUCAGGCUAUCAAGGUAGCAAAAGAUAACCAGGUUACAAGGUUUACUUUUGAAGGGCAUGAUGUUCGUUUGAAUAAUUCCUGUGGAGUUUUUAUUACUAUGAAUCCUGGAUAUAAAGGACGAGUAGACCUUCCAGACAAUUUAAAAUCCUUUUUCCGGCCAGUAGCAAUGAUGAUGCCUGAUUAUGGACUUAUUGCUGAGGUCAUAUUGUUCUCUGAGGGAUUUAAGUCCGCAAAGCGCCUUUCAAGAAAAAUAGUCAACCUUUAUCAGUUGGCAAGCAAGCAACUAUCAAAGCAAGAUCACUAUGACUUUGGUAUGAGGGCUAUCAAAUCUGUUUUAUUGAUGGCAGGUAAAAAAAAAGAGAGCGAAUUAAGCCCAAUGUGUCACAUGCCUUAUAGGAGAAUUUUUACUGAAGAAGAGGAAUCUUUCAUCUUGAGGAGUGCUCUGCAAGAGGCUAAUCUUCCUCGAUUUCUGGCUGAGGAUGUUCCAUUAUUUCAAAGUAUUAUGGAUGACCUGUUUUCAAACAUUAAUCUUCCAAAACUAGAUAGUGAAAGACUAGAGGAUGCCAUCACUGCUUCAGUUCUGAAACUUGGCUUACAGCUUAUUCCUAAUCAAGUACAGAAGAUUAUCCAGCUCCAUAGUCAAAUUAUGGCUCGUCAUGGAGUAAUGCUGGUAGGCCCUUCGGGAGGUGGGAAAACUACAGCGAGGACCAUUCUUCAAAAAGCCCUUCCCUUAUUAUUAACUCCUAUGCCCGAAACAAGUGGUGAAAACGCUUUGCAGGGCACUGUAAAUAAAAAAGCUAAAAUUGAUGUCUUCCCAAUUAAUCCAAAGAGUAUUACUUUGGGGGAACUUUAUGGGCAGAUAGACCUAAAUACCAUGGAGUGGUCCGAUGGAUUACUGUCUGCGGCACUAAGGAACUUUUCUAAAGAGCUCCAGAUGCAAAGUGAAGCAAGAAAAGCACUUAAAAAUGAAGAAAUACGUGUUGAUGUCAGUGUACCACACAUAGCUCAGACAUCCGCCAUUGAAGGACAGCGCCAACCUGAUCUGCAGAUCCAUGAUGACGUGCAGUCAGUUGCUCACAAAUGGAUAAUCUUGGAUGGACCUGUUGAUACUCUGUGGGUUGAGAAUUUAAAUUCUCUUCUUGACGACAGCAAAAUUUUGUGUCUUGCUAAUGGAGAACGCAUCACUUUGCCAGCUGAAGUCCGAAUCAUCUUUGAAGUAGACAAUUUGUCACAAGCCAGUCCUGCCACCAUCAGCCGCUGUGCAAUGGUUUAUAUGGACCCUGUUGAUUUGGGCUGGAUGCCUUAUGUCAACACUUGGCUAGCAAAGGAAUGUAAAGAACUUGGUGAAUCUGGGCAAAAGUACCUUCAAACUCUUUUUAACAAAAGCAUGGCAGAGGGUUUAGAUUUUAUAAAGAAAAAUCAGAAAAUGCAGCACUUCCCUGUUCCAGAAAUGUCCAUAAUAAUGACUUUGUGCAACAUUCUAGGAGCUUUUAUAAAUGUGCUGAGCAAAAAUGGAUGUCUUUCUGAUGUCAAUGAAAAUAUACCAUGGACUGUUCAAUCAAGAAGUUCUUCAUCUAAGACAACAAGUAGCUUCAGAGGCAGUCUGCUAGGCUCAGCUCAAGACAGGAGGGACCAUCAUAAGUGGUUUCUUCAAAAGCAUCCAGACAAACUCCCAGUUUUGCUCGGAAGGCUCUUCGUUUUUGCUUUUACCUGGGCUGUUGGUGGAAUCCUGAAUCGUGAUGAGGAAUGGGAAGACUCACUACAGGUUUCCAAAGACAAAGACACUCCUCUUGUUAGCGUAGCCUGCUGCUUUGAUAAGCUGGUUCACGAUUUGUUUGACGGAGAGCCACCUCACGGAGUUCGCCUUCCAACUGGGAACAGGCUGAUCUUUGGCUACUUUGUAGAUUUACAAACGGGUGCUUUUGUACCCUGGGAUGAACUGGUGACUUCUACUGAGUCCAUGAUAAAGAAAGGAUUGAGCUUUUCGUCAUUUUCUGAGUCACUAAUGUAUGAAGGUGUUAAAGGAAAAUUCCUGAAGAAGAGUAUGGACUCAAGUGUACAGUUCAUCCCCACUCCUGACACAGUGCGAUUCUCCUUCCUGACAAGCUUACUCCUGCUCAAUAAUCACCCUGUGCUCUUAACAGGGGAAUCAGGUGUCGGAAAAUCUGUGUUAAUUCACAACAUGCUGGAAAACUUGAAGAAGCAAGGAGGUCAUCUAAUAAAACCAGGAACAAUCCUUGGUGAUGUAUUCCUGCACAAUCAAGCAAAAUCUGCAAGUCUUCUAGAGAAUGUUAACUCUCUGACAGCUGAAGAUGCAAAUGGAAAUGAACAAGUUAUUGAAGAUGCAUUUUUGGAAACUGCACUAAGUGACCAUUCCCCUGGGUUAAGUAGCAAGUCCUUCAUCAAGCACCAGUCUCUUUAUGGCAUCACUCGGCCAUCUUCUGAUGAUUCCAGCUUAAUAGUCUCUUCAUUGCAAUUCUGUGGCCAGACCAGUGUCCAACAAACACAGGCUCGAAUCUUAAAAAAACUUGUGAGAAAAGGCAAAGGUUUUUUUGGAGCAUCACAUAACAAAAAGGUUUUAUUUUUUUUAGAUGAUCUGAAUAUGCCAGUUCCUGAAAAGUAUGGUGCACAACCACCCUUGGAAUUCAUCAGACAAUUUAUUGAAUUGGGUGGUUUUUACAAUGCUAAGGAUUUAGUCUGGAAGCAUGUUGAAGAUGUUACCUUAUUGGCAGCUUGUGCUCCCCCUAGUGGUGGGAGGAAUGACAUCAGUCCACGACUCUUAAGGCUAUUUUCUACAAUAGUUGUUCCACAACCGUCAACACAAUCGCUCCAGCACAUUUUUCAGGUGCAAUUGGGAGGCUUCUUGAAUAGCAGUGACUUUAUGCCAGAAGUCCAAAGGUGCAGAAUUCCACUGGUAACAGCAUCAAUAGCAGUUUAUUAUAAAAUGUGCCAUCAUAUGCUUCCCACUCCUUCAAAGUUUCAUUAUGUCUUCAACUUGAGAGACUUGGCCAAGGUAAUUCAAGGUUUGCAACAAGCCGAUGGAUCGGAUAUUGUUUCCAAAGAGGCCGUGACUCGGCUCUUUACACAUGAAGUAACACGUGUGUUUCAUGAUCGUUUAGUAUGUGAAAAAGACAAAGAGCUAUUUCAUCAAAUAUUGUCAACUGAACUUCAAAACUAUUUUAAGUUAUCCACAUCAACUGAAAUUUUUCUGAGCGAAUCUGCUGUCUUUGGAGACUUUUUAGACAUUAACAGCCCUUCAGGAAGCAGAAUUUAUAAACACAUUUCAGAUGAGAAAAAACUGACAGCUUUCUUGGAGGAGUACCAGUUGAGAAGUAGCUUCAGGUACUCAAAGGCUCCCUUUGUUUUCUUUAGAGAGGCUGUUGAACACAUUGUAAGAGCGGCAAGAAUAUUCAGACAACCAGGUGGUCAUAUGAUGGCGAUUGGCUUGGAUGGUACAGGAAAAAUAACGUGUAUUUCUUUAGCUUGUCAUAUUUCUGGAUGCAGUUUGUAUAGACUCGCUAUCACCAAGAACUACAGCUAUAGUGACUUUCGUGAAGACAUCAAAAAGGUUUUUAAGCAAUGUGGUCUACAUGGAGCAAACACGGUCUUGUUGAUAUCUGAUUCAGACAUUGUGGAGGAGACUUUUCUGGAGGACCUCAGCUGUAUUCUUGAUGCUGGUGAAGUACCAGACCUCUUUGAUAAUGAAGAGAUAGACAACAUUGCCUUGGAAAUUAAAUCUAAUGUGGUAGAUUCUAACAUUCCAGAAAAAAGGGAAGAGAUCUACAUGUACUUUUUACAACAAGUGCGCACGAGGUUACAUGUCGUAGUGUGUACAAGCCCAGCAGGCACUGCUCUGCGCCAGCGCUGUCGACUUUACCCCUCACUGCUCAGCUGCUGCACGGUUGACUGGUACAGUGAAUGGACCAACAGCGCCUUACUAAAGGUUGCAAAUACAUAUAUUAAUUCCAUGGAUUUAGGAGAAAACAUGAAGGCAUUACGUGACAGUGUUGCUGAAGUGUGUGUGGACAUCCACAAAAAUGUGUCAUCAAUAGCACAGCAGUACUGGAAGGAAAUGAGAAGGCGCUAUUAUAUCACCCCCAGCAGCUAUUUAGAUCUUAUAAAUACAUUCUCCAGAAUGUCACUCAGUGAAAAAAUGAAGAUUCAAAGCAUCAGGGACCGUUUUUUUAACGGACUGUCCAAACUGACUGAAGCAACAGAUCUUAUCAAGGAAAUGCAAGAGGAGAUUGUAGCACUGGGACCUAAAAUUGAGCAUAAAUCAAAGGACAUCGAGUUUUUGAUGGAAAAGUUACAGAAGGACUCAGAAGCAGUGGAACAAGUCAGAGCCCUUGUAAAGAUGGAAGAACAAACCAUGGGUGAAGAGACUAGAAUCGUGAAGGAGUAUGCAGAGCAAGCCACUGAAGAGCUGAACGCAGUGCUUCCAUCAGUGCAGAAAGCCAUAGCAGCUCUUGAUGCACUUGACAAAGCUGACAUCUCUGAAAUUAGAGUAUAUACAAGCCCCCCAGAUUUGGUGCUCACUGUUAUGAAUGCAGUAUGCACUUUACUUCAGAAGAAACCUGGAUGGACAACAGCAAAGCUUCUGCUGGCAGACCCGGGAUUUCUUAAGAAACUGGUCACCAUAGACAUUGAUAGCAUACCUGAGAAGGUAUUUAUCAAGCUAAGAAGAUACUCUAAGGAUCCCAGCUUCACCCCAGACAAAGUUGGCGUCGUUUCUACUGCUUGCCGUUCUUUGUGCCUUUGGGUUUUGGCUGUGGAAAAUUACCAUGAAGUACACAAGAAUGUUGCACCUAAGCAGAUGAAAGUUGAAGAGGCAAAAGAAGCACUUAAAAUUGCUCAGAAGAAGCUGGAAGAGAAACAGAAAAUGCUGCAGAUGAUUGAGAGUCACCAGCUUAAUCUGCAGCAGCAUUAUAAUGAAAGCAUUUGGGAGAAGGAGGAACUUGACAGACGGAAAGUAUUAGCUACCCAAAGGCUGCACAGAGCUGCCAUUUUAACUGCCGCACUGGCUGAUGAAAAGGUACGGUGGAAUGAAUCACUGAGUAAACUGGAGAGCAAGCUACAGGGUAUUGUGGGAGAUGUUCUUCUAUCAGCAGCAUGCAUUACCUAUUUUGGGGCUUUUACAGCAACAUACCGUAAGCAGAUGCUGCAGAGCUGGGUGAAUUUCUGUAUCCAAAAAGCUAUCCCAGUUACUCCAGAAUUCACACUGUCAACAGCAAUGGCAGAAGAGAAGCAGCUUCGGAAGUGGCGAAGUGAAGGAUUACCGCCAGAUCAGAAUUCCAUUGAAAAUGCUAUUCUUAUAAAGAAAAGCUCUCAUUGGCCACUACUGAUCGAUCCACAAGAACAAGCUUAUGAAUGGAUCUGCCAUAUGGAAGGUGCCAACCUUAAGAAAGUCUCAGCCUCUGACCCCAACUAUAUGAAGACCAUUGAGACUGCUGUGCGACUUGGGCAGCCAGUUCUUAUACAGGAUUUGCAAGAAAAAAUAGAUCCAAUCCUUAAACCCUUACUAAUGAAGGAUGUUGUGGCACGAGAUGGGCAAAGUUUAAUUAAGAUGGGAGAUGCUGAAAUUGAAUACAACCCCGAUUUCAGGUUAUAUCUGACCACUCAUAUACCAAACCCUCACAUCCUACCUGCAAUUUGUAUUAUGGUCAAGUUGAUAAACUUCAUUGUGACAUUUGAUGGCUUGCAGGACCAAUUCCUCUCCAGAGUUAUUUCACUGGAAAAUCCACAACUGGAAGAGCAGCAUUGUCAGCUGUUGGAAAGCAUCACUUUGGAUCUCUCGCUGCUUCAGGAGCUUGAAGACAAAUCCCUGAUGCUGUUACAGAAAACAGAGGGACACAUUCUUGAUGACCAAGACUUAAUCGACACUUUGCAGAAUUUGAAGAUCACGUCAAAGGAGAUCAUAAACAGAGUUCAGAUUUCAGAAAAUACAGAACAGAAGAUUGAACAGACACGUGUCAAGUACCUCCCUGUUGCUAACCGGGCAGCAACACUCUACUUUGUUGUAGCAGAUUUAGUUGAGCUCAAUUACAUGUAUCAAUUUUCGUUGGACUGGUUCAGUAAAAUGUUCAUCAAAGCAAUUCAGCAGGUAAACAUGAAACAAAAGGAUAUGCCUCACGCUGAUCCACUGGGCCCAGUCGCUGGCACCUUGCGUCCUCAAAGUGCUCAGAAACUGCGAAGACCUGCAGACAACAAAAUGACUGCACAAGUGAUGAAGGAUCUAAACUCUCAUAUAUCAGAAACAAUAAAUACUUUAACUGAAAACAUAUACAAGGAAGUGUCUCUGGCUCUUUUUGGCAAUCACCAGCUCUGCUUCUCAUUCAUGAUCUGUGUAAGCAUCAUGAUAAAUGACUACAAUGGGAGCAGCUUAGGAUUCUUGCCAAUAAGUGAAUGGCAGACGUUCUUAUAUUCAGAUGUUUUGGCAAGCAUGAUGGAUACAACUGGAGACAAAAAUAAAGAUGAUUCAACUUUUAAACGUCCUCCACUCCCCUGGUUAUCAGAAUCCAAAUGGAAGCAAUGCCAGUAUAUCGCAGCCCAUGUGAGCACCUGCUCUUUGCUUUGUGAAUCUUUAAUUUCCAGCCAAGAACAGUGGAGGAGGUUUCUUGAGACUGAAAACACAUAUCAGUUUCUGCAGAUGCCUUACACAGAUAUGAUGGGCUCUACGGUUGUUCCAUCUGACCUGGAGAAGCCUCAAAUAAUCUUUCCCUGGGACAAGCUGUCAGCAUUUCAGAAACUCAUUUUGAUUAAAACCUUAAAACCAGAAAGUUUGAUAAGCUCACUCGAAGGGUUCAUUGCAGACAAACUUGGCACUAAAUAUGUUGAAAGUGGAAACCUCACCCUGAGAGAAAUGUAUGAUAACUCAGAUGCAACUACUCCUCUGAUAUUUAUCUUGUCUCCAGGCAUGGACCCAACUUCCCAGUUAAUGAGGCUGGCUCAAGAAGUGCGUGGCAGCACCGUUCAUGUAGAUAUGGUGUCUCUUGGCCGUGGUCAAGGACCAAAAGCUAAAGAACUCAUCAAAAAAGCUCAAAUACUCAAAGGACGUUGGGUUUUUCUUCAGAACUGCCAUCUUGCUGCCUCUUUUAUGCCACAGCUGCAGACCAUUGUAAAUUCGUUCACAACAAAAAGCUUUGAUAUUGAUCCUCUCUUCCGACUAUGGCUGUGCUCCAGACCUGAGUCUUCAUUUCCUCUUUCCGUCCUCCAAAAGGGGCUCAAGAUUGCUGUUGAGCCACCUCAGGGACUAAAAAAGAGAUUGCUCCACACAUUCAGCAGCUGUCUUGGAGAAGUGACAGAAGAGAUGUACGCAAAGACAAGCACUAAUCCGACCUGGAAAAGGCUGCUGUUUGGAUUAUGCUUCUUCAAUGCUGUUCUUCAUGAAAGAAAGAAGUAUGGGCCGUUGGGCUGGAAUAUUCCCUACGAGUUUUCAUCCUCUGACUUGGAGGUUGCUCUUCAGAGUUUGGAGAUGCUGUUAGAAGGUGCCGUAGAUGUUCCCUGUCAGGCUCUACGCUAUCUCACCGGGGAGGUGGUGUAUGGUGGACGAGUCACAGAUAGCUGGGAUCGCCGCUGUUUACUCAGCACUCUUGAUCACUUCUAUCACCCUAGUGUGUUACUUGAUAAACAAACCUUCUCAAAAGACACGACAUAUAAGCCAAUCCCUGUCACCGCAAGUUUAGUUGAUUGUAGAAAACAUAUAGAAAGUUUGCCAGACCAUGAAUCUCCUGAGCUCUAUGGCAUGGACCAUUGUGCAAAAGAUAUCUAUGAAGAGAAUAAAGCACAACUAUUUGUCGACACCAUCAUCAGUAUGCAGCCCAGAAUUCAGAACAGCAGAUUUGUUAGCCAACAAAAGCAGGAUGAGGUUAUUUUAGAAAUGGCUCUCGACAUCAUUAACAAAGUUCCUAAGUCAGUGGAAAGUGAAGAGAGCACAAUGCACAACUCCCACUCCAAUGUGAAACUAAAAGAUCUAAUGGCUGGAGCACAGGGUUUUGACCCACUGGUGCUGCAUUCACCUCUCCUCAUAGUUUUGCGUCAGGAAAUGACUUGUUUCAAUCGCCUGCUGUCAGCUCUCCAUUCUUCACUCAAUUCAUUUUGCUGUGCUGUGAAGGGAGAAAUAUUAAUGACUGAAGCCCUUGAAGAAGUCUACAGCUCCUUUCUUGCAAUGAGAGUCCCGUCACUUUGGAAGAGAUGGUCAUAUGAGUCCUGUAAGCCACUGCUUUCCUGGAUUGAAGAUUUAAUUCAAAGGGUACAGUUUUUCAGGACUUGGGAACAAAAGGUCAAGAGCUACAUUUUUCAAAGAAUUGAUGAAGCAAACCUGCAGCAGAAUGAACAGAUACAGAAAAAUCCCAAUGACUGCUCCAUGUAUCUGCCACGUAGCUUUUGGAUUUCUGGAUUUUUCUCACCGCAAGGAUUUCUGACAGCUGUGCUGCAAAAUUACGCUCGACAGAACGGCCUUUCUAUGGACUCCGUGUCUUUCACGUGCCAGGUCAUGAGCAGUGAGAACAACAGCCACUCUGAAGAAGGCAAAGCAGACCAGAGUCUCACAGCAAGUGCGCCUAAGGCCCCAUCGCCUCCAGAAGAUGGUGUGCUGCUGUUCGGCUUGUACUUAAGUGGAGCUCAGUGGGAUUCCGUAUCACAGACGUUAAAGGAACUGCAGCCUCACCAGCAGCACUGCCCAUUUCCUGAGAUACACUUUCUUCCCUUUCAGGUGUCAAACGAAAACUCAUCUUUUGCCUUAAGUGGUGAGGGGUCAAAAGAGAUGCAUUAUGAAUGUCCAGUUUAUCAGACAUCAAAAAGAACUGGAAAUCUCUCAUCUACAGGGUUAUCUACAAAUUUUGUAACUUCCUUAAAUUUACCAACUAAAGCACCAGCCACUCAGUGGAUAAGAAGAGGAACUGCAUUACUGUGCCAACUGAAUGAAUGAACCAACUGAAAUUCCAAAUUAUGCUUAUUGAAGGGAAAGUUAAUUCUUCAGAACUGUGAAGUAAUAAAAAAUAUGGAAAAAAUACAAUGUAGUCUUUUUGUAAAUGUUUAUUUGUAACAAAAUAUAAAAAUAGUUACAGUCUGCAUUUAUAAAAGUGCACCCAGGGUGCAGCAAAGCACAAGCUACUUCAUAUCAUGAAAACUUGGAUUCAAAUGUUUAUGUAGACUUAAUUCUGGUCACUCA
Molecule: messenger RNA, 13234 nt
Organism: Erpetoichthys calabaricus (reedfish)
Lineage: Eukaryota; Metazoa; Chordata; Cladistia; Polypteriformes; Polypteridae
Product: dynein axonemal heavy chain 6-like
Exons: 78
Coding region: 2-12991 (4329 amino acids)
Biological process (GO): microtubule-based movement
Cellular component (GO): dynein complex
Molecular function (GO): dynein light intermediate chain binding; minus-end-directed microtubule motor activity; ATP binding
Source: RefSeq, a predicted model, not a curated record